This is a messenger RNA of Cyprinodon tularosa, 1890 nucleotides long. RefSeq names its product regulator of microtubule dynamics 3 (gene rmdn3). Gene Ontology annotation, cellular component: mitotic spindle pole; cytoplasm; spindle microtubule. NCBI's taxonomy places the organism in Eukaryota, Metazoa, Chordata, Actinopteri, Cyprinodontiformes, Cyprinodontidae. The transcript has 12 exons. Gene Ontology annotation, molecular function: microtubule binding. The coding region runs from base 325 to 1776 and encodes 483 amino acids. The record is from RefSeq and is a predicted model, not a curated record.
CCAUAGCAGCGGAUGGUGAAGCUGGUGAGCAGAUCCAGUGAAAACAAAGGAAGGGAGCAGAUGUCCUGAAGACAGAUGAACAUGAAUUACUACUUUAAAAUGAUACUAUCAUAAACCCAGGUAAAUGUUUAUCGUAUAAAAUGUAGAGGAAAUGGUCUGUGAUCGCUGGAGCAGGUCGCGCGCUGCUGUCCGGUAACAACGUAGGUGCUAAAGGGAGCAGUGGCUAAGUGAGGAGGCUGUCAGUCUACAGCCGUUAGAGCCACAGCAAUGAGGGGCCGGCGGUAGGAAGAGCUCUGCUACUAAACUACCCAGCACUGCAAAGACAUGAUCCUUUCCCUCGGAAGGAACGGGGUGAUUGGACUCGCUGUCGGAGCCGCAGCAGGCCUGGGAUUGAUCGCCCUCUUAUUUUACAAAGAGCGUCGCAGGAGAAGAACCCAAAGGCUGGGAUGGAGAGGCCAGCCUGCCGCUAAGCUGCUGGAUCGGGUGGAUGGAGCGGCGCUCCUCCAGGAGCCGCUGGAUCCUCAGGAGAUGGAGGCCCAGCAGCAGGCCUUGGCAGCCGUGGAGGCGGUGGUUCAGGGACUCUCUCCAGAGCAGCAGCUGGAACUCAGGAACCAGCUUGACCAGGUGCUGAACUGCGUGGCGUCGCUGCGCUCAGAGGUGGCUGAGCUCAGGGGCGGGCUGCAGGACAUCGCCCUACAAAUCAUUCAGGACGUGAAAAAGGGAGUGGAGGACAGUCAAAGGGUGCGUCGUCGGCGUCUUGUCAACAGGGGGCGCACUGAAUCUACCAGCUCCAGUUCCAUCUACUUUACUGCCAGCCAGGAUGUGGCCAGCACCAACGAGGAGACCAGCGAUGGAGGGUUCUCAACAGCCUGUGCCGAGUCCGAGUACACGGAUGGUGACAGCGACAGAGACGAAGAGCAGGACUCUGAUGAGGAGGAGAGAAGCUGUGCCACCGUCCUCACCCUGCGACAACAAGAUUCCCAAGAGGAAGAGGAACGGGAGUCUGUGGAGGAAGAGGAGGGGGAUGAAGGAAGGCUGUGGAUGGAGAGCCAGGUUCCUCACGGAGAGCUGGCUCUGCUUCUGGCUCAGAGCGACAUUCUUCACACUGGAGACGCCAAAUUAAAAGCAGAGGGCUUCCAGCUGCUGCUGGAGAACAGAGCACAGUACGGCGACAACAGAGAGUUUCUCUGGCGACUCGCUCGUGCUUACAAGGACAUGUACGAGUCAGCUGAGGACAAGCAGGAGAAGUCCCGCUAUGCACUAAAAGGUCGGGAGGAAGCAGAGGCGGCCCUGAGGAACCACAGCCUGAAUGCUGAGGGUCACAGAUGGUUUGCAUUGCUGACUAGACUCCGGUUAGAGAAGGAGAGCAUGCACAGCAAGCUUAAGAGUGGUCACAUACUGAAGGAGCAUCUAGACCGAGCGUUGGCCCUCAGUCACAGCGACCCAGUGUGUUACUACCUACUGGGGAGAUGGAGCUACGAGGUGGCUAUACUGGACUGGUUGGAGAAGAAGGCGGCCGCUGCCCUCUACCGGAGCCCCCCCACAGCCACGGUGCAGGACGCCCUUCAGAACUUCCUGAAGGCAGAGGAGCUCAGUCCCGCUUUCUCCAGGAUUAACAGACUCUACAUCGCCAAGUGUCACAAGGAGCUGGGGAACAUCUCUGAGGCCACGAACUGGACCAAGCUGGGCCUGAAGAUGACCGCUACCAACCUUCAGGAUGAAGAGUUGGAACUGGAGGCUCAGCUCCGGCUUUUAACCGACAGACAGACGAACUGACAGACGGGGAAACGAGUCCUGAUUCCAACGACCACAUUCUGCUGUUUUAUAUUUUUGAUGUGAGGUGGUGUUAACCUUGAUGUGUUUAUUUGGAUUAUAGUUAUGUAACCAUCA